GGAACGCACAGCCUCGGCCAAUCACGCAGCCGCAUAGGCAUCUGUGGCGUGGGUCCCUUUGUAACGUGUAACGUGAACUCCUCGUUCCUGAUCGACUGGACAAAAGAUAAAACACUUGAUUCCAGGACGUGUUUUUAUUGCUAUAAAACUCUAUUUUAAUAAAAUGUCAUCAGUGAAUACAUUUGAAAAUGUGAAAGCAGUGAUAUUAUCAGCUCAUAAGAGCACCACAUCAAGAGACAAGGUUGGCUUUUAUAACUCCUGGGCCGAGAACUAUGAUCAGGAUGUGGCUGUUUUGGACUACAAGGCUCCAGGUCUGGCAGCAAACACCAUCUCCUCUCAUUUCAGCAGUGACCGAGCAGCAGCUGUUGUGCUGGACGUGGCCUGUGGUACAGGACUGGUGGCCAAACAGAUGCAGACGCAUGGAUUUAGACAGUUUGUUGGUAUUGACGGAAGUGAGGCGAUGUUGAGACUGGCCAGAGAGAGCGGACUGUACCAGGACCUGAGGCAGUCCCUGCUGGGAGAAGGGCUGCUGCCUGUUCAAUGGGAUUCAUUUGAUGUAGUUGUGAUUGUUGGAGCGCUAAGUGUUGGAAAUGUUCCUGUUAAAGUCCUCAGGGACUUGUGUAAGGCUGCCAAACCAGGCGGCCACGUUUGCAUGACAACCAGAAGUAACCAUGACAAUCUGGAGUAUAAAGCUGCUCUGGAGCGUGAGAUGAAGCAGAUGGAGGUGGAUGAGCUCUGGAGAUGUGUUGAGGUCACCGAGGUGGAAGAGUGGGAGCGAGCCGUGUCAGCAGAGGAAGAUGGCUACAUAACUGGUGUCAUCUACAUCUACAGGAAACUCUAGCACCGUCCACAGUCAUGUCUGACAUACCCUAAGACUCUGAAGUCCAGUUUGUGUGGCUGCUCUUGAAGAUAAACUUAUUUGAGUCCAAAAGAUUCUGUGUAACAUGCAGCUUUGUUUAGGGGAUGGGUCAAAUGCUGAGAACAAAUUUCCCCAACUGGAAUUUUUCUUUCCUAUUACUCACGCCUCAGAAAUAUUCAUAAUAAAUAAAUGUAAUACAUGUA
Betta splendens (Siamese fighting fish) is the source of this 1062-nucleotide messenger RNA. It is a transcript of the gene mettl27, whose product is annotated as methyltransferase like 27. The transcript has 6 exons. The coding region runs from base 164 to 841 and encodes 225 amino acids. Lineage: Eukaryota; Metazoa; Chordata; Actinopteri; Anabantiformes; Osphronemidae. The record is from RefSeq and is a predicted model, not a curated record.